AUGCCCACUACUGGCACUAAUCCCAUAUUGAUUAGAGACUCUGAAGUGGCUUUCCGCUUUGAUGAUUGCAAACCUAGCAAAACUGGGCCUGCGUACAGCACGAAAAAAAAGGCCAGGAGCGAGACUGUCGUUGCGAUGGCGCCAUCUUGUUUCGAUCGGCCGAUGGCGAGUAAUUACGGUCUGAGUCAAGAAAAUGGCUUUUUGGAGGGAGCUCAUCAGCUUGUGGAUCCAAUCAAUUUUCGUUACCUACGUCAUGUGGUACUCAAAUUUGUGCUUAGUAGGGAAAACGAGGUAUGCCAUUACUUUUGCUAUUUCUCCGCUUAUGUGUGUUUAUGUCUUGGCAUCGUUUUAUUUUUCGAAGUUUAG
Messenger RNA from Protopolystoma xenopodis, 366 nucleotides. The record is from the annotation of a GenBank genome assembly. Lineage: Eukaryota; Metazoa; Platyhelminthes; Monogenea; Polystomatidea; Polystomatidae.